AUGGAUAAAAUUUUAAAUAUUAAAGAACUAAAUACAAAUAUAUUAAAAUUCGUUAAUGAAAUUGAUGAUAUCAAAACUUUUUCAUUAUUAAAUAGGAUGUCACGUUUAAACUCAAAACAAAUAUUAUAUGAUUGCGAAAAAAUACUCAAACUUUUGUUUAGUGUUGAUAAAAUGGAUGAGAUAUUAGAAAUUAAAAGAGAACAUUUUUAUAAUAGU
This is a messenger RNA of Scutellospora calospora, 216 nucleotides long. NCBI's taxonomy places the organism in Eukaryota, Fungi, Glomeromycota, Glomeromycetes, Diversisporales, Gigasporaceae. The record is from the annotation of a GenBank genome assembly.